This is a messenger RNA of Nicotiana attenuata, 1833 nucleotides long. Its product is annotated as malate dehydrogenase, chloroplastic-like. The record is from RefSeq and is a predicted model, not a curated record. Gene Ontology annotation, cellular component: cytoplasm; mitochondrion. NCBI's taxonomy places the organism in Eukaryota, Viridiplantae, Streptophyta, Magnoliopsida, Solanales, Solanaceae. Gene Ontology annotation, molecular function: L-malate dehydrogenase (NAD+) activity. Gene Ontology annotation, biological process: tricarboxylic acid cycle; malate metabolic process. Bases 391 to 1629 code for a protein of 412 amino acids. The transcript is spliced from 3 exons.
CUUCUGUUUUCGCUCUUUUGCCGAUGCUGUACCCAUUGCUCAGGUUUUCACUUUUCACCAAGUUAAAAGGAGUGUUUUAACCUCCGUUCCAUAUCUUUUUUUUAACUAAAAAAAUCCUUCCCAUAUCUUCAAGAACAUUCUUUGCUCUCUACCUCGGAACCUCCGAAUAAUAAUAUCUUCAAGUUCUUUUUUGUUUCUUUUUAAUUUUCUUUGCUGCUGCUAUUAAAUUACUUGGGGACUCGUUCUUCGUUCUUGGUAUUUGAGACUAGGUCUAAUUGCAACACAACCGCCUUGAUCGAUUUAAAGAUCUUAAUUGAUAAAACACACUGUUGAUUCAACAACUCAAUUUCCAAGUUCUCUUGAUCUGAGUGGAGCCAAGAUGUGGGUGAAAUGGCAGCAGCAUCAGCAACUACUCUCUCAGUUGGUUCAGCUAUGACCUUUGGCUCCAUACUGAGCUCAAAAUCACUAUCAAAUACCUGUGCUGUGAAAUACAAUACUAGGAACUACCUUAGGAGUUUCAGUGGCCUCAAGGCAGAGGCAUUUGUACGAUGUGAAUCGGAGUCAUCAUUUUUGGGGAGGGAAAGUGCUGCAGCUCUUCGACAAUCCAUUCCUCCCAAGGCCCAAAUAGAAAAGCAGAGAUUCUUGAACCAUGUUCAGCCUCAAGCAUCUUAUAAAGUGGCUAUUUUGGGAGCCGCUGGUGGGAUAGGCCAAUCUCUAGCUCUUCUGAUUAAGAUGUCACCGCUAGUUUCAUCAUUGCACCUCUAUGAUAUUGCAAAUGUCAAAGGAGUUGCAGCAGAUCUUAGCCAUUGCAACACUCCCGCUCAGGUUGUUGACUUCACGGGAGCUUCUGAAUUGGCCAAUUGUUUGAAAGGUGUAGAUGUAGUUGUCAUACCAGCUGGUGUUCCAAGAAAGCCUGGUAUGACACGGGACGACUUGUUCAACAUUAAUGCCAAUAUUGUGAAAGGGUUAGUUGAGGCUGUUGCCGACAACUGCCCGGAUGCCUUUAUCCACAUUAUCAGCAAUCCAGUCAAUUCCACAGUGCCGAUUGCUGCUGAGGUUCUUAAGCAAAAGGGUGUUUACGAUCCUAAAAAACUCUUUGGUGUUACAACCCUAGAUGUUGUCAGGGCAAACACAUUCAUCGCUCAGAAGAAAAACCUGAGACUCGUAGAUGUUGAUGUCCCUGUGGUUGGUGGGCAUGCCGGGAUAACAAUUCUGCCCUUGCUGUCAAAGACAAAACCAUCAACUACUUUCACUGAAGAAGAAGUGCAGGAACUAACGGUGAGGAUCCAAAAUGCCGGGACAGAGGUUGUCGAGGCAAAGGCCGGAGCAGGAUCUGCAACACUGUCAAUGGCAUAUGCGGCGGCUAGAUUCGUUGAGUCCUCUCUUCGUGCCAUCGAUGGUGAUGCUGAUGUUUACGAGUGUACUUAUGUUGAAUCUAACUUGACAGAACUUCCAUUCUUUGCAUCGAGAGUUAAACUAGGAAGAAAUGGCGUUGAGGCUUUGAUUUCGUCUGAUCUCAACGGAUUAACCGAGUAUGAACAAAAAGCUUUGGAAGCUCUAAAGCCAGAGUUGAAAGCUAGCAUUGAGAAGGGAAUAGCUUAUGCUCAAAAAGAAGCAGUGACUGCUUAGAAUGUUAGUACUAUAUAUCAUGAAGAAUGAGAAGAUAUUUCUAGAUUGUUAUAAGUGAAGAUUCUCAGCAUGACAGUUUUGUAUGAUUCAAUUAUUAGCUCCAUUCUUUUUUUUUUUUUUUUUUUUUUUUUUUUUUGGGUCUGAACUAGUGUAAGCUCGCUCUGUUGUAUUUGCUCUAGAAGAAUGCAUCAGCAUUUCCAGUUU